Molecule: messenger RNA, 1196 nt
Organism: Lobosporangium transversale
Lineage: Eukaryota; Fungi; Mortierellomycota; Mortierellomycetes; Mortierellales; Mortierellaceae
Product: ribosomal protein L5 domain-containing protein
Exons: 2
Coding region: 46-1020 (324 amino acids)
Biological process (GO): translation
Cellular component (GO): cytosolic large ribosomal subunit; ribosome
Molecular function (GO): RNA binding; structural constituent of ribosome
Source: RefSeq, a predicted model, not a curated record
UUUUUUUUCUUUGUGCAAGAGGCGGGAAACAAAUACAGGAAGACCAUGGCCUCACUUACCCGAUCAGCGCGUGCUCUGAUCUCUCAGACCAGGGUGCAACAAUCUCUUAAAGGAUCAUUUGUUGCAACUGCACAACAGAUUCGUUCCGCUUCUACCAGUACUGCUACCACAACUGGCACUACUAAGAAGGACACUAGCACAAGUAAUAAAAAGAGCAGCAAUAAGAACGAACAACAACAGUCUAUUACUUUAGCACCUCAAUAUGAAUAUACGACAGGAGUGAGUCGACUUCGGGAACAUUUUCGAGAGACAGUUCAAGAGGAUUUGAUGGUCCUGACAUAUAGCCAUAAUUUCAAGCCCAAGGCCAAGAUCCCAGAGGGAGUUCGGGUGGAGUUGAAGGGACACAGGCAUCUUAAACCCAAUCCAAAGGCUCCUUCUCCUAAACAGAUCCCAGAAUUGACCAAGAUCGAGAUUCAUUGCAUGAUGAAGGAAGCCCUAGUCAGCAAGUACCACCUCUUGAGUGGCUUUAUGGCCAUUCAAGCCAUCACAGGAGAGAUGCCAGAGAUCAUUCAUUCCAAGAAGGGAGUCCACCCUUGGAAGUUGCGUGCAGGCAAUCCUAUUGGAUGCAAGGUGACAUUGAAGGGCGACAAGAUGUAUCAAUUUUUGGACAAGCUUGUUGAGAUUGUGUUGCCCAAGAUGAAGGAAUGGCCUGGAUUACCCGAGUCUGCAGGAGAUGCGACCGGCAACAUCGGAAUGGGUUUCCCGGCUUCGGCCAUGUCCCUAUUUCCAGAGAUUGAAAACAAUUAUGAUAUGUUUCCAAGGAUGACUGGAUUCGACGUCACCUUUAACACAACUGCCAGCACAAAUUUGGAAGCUCGCCUCUUAAUGAGUGGAUUUAAUGUGCCGUUUCAACAAAAGAUUCGUUCUGCACCUAAACCUGCUGCAUCUGCAUCUACAUCAACAUCAGCAUCAACAUCAACGUCAGCAUCAGCAUCAGCCACUUCUUCAAUAGCGGCAUAAUAAAAACGAAUGAAGAGAUGAAAAGUGGAGGGGACGGUUGGGCAAGAAGUGUAGUGUGAUUAGUUUCAUAAGAGAAAUGUAUAAAAAAAAAAAUUUCAGUGCCAAUGAACUAUUGUUUCUUCUAUUUUCUAUUUUCUAUUUCUUAUUUCCUAUUUUCUGUUUUCUCUCCUUUGUUU